AUUUAAUUUACCUAUCCCAGAACUUUGACCUAGUUGCCAAUGACGCAUGCGCACAUCAAUAUUGCAUCAGGUUUUCACAUGUGGCUAGAAAUAUCAACAUAAAUUCAUACUUUCAUCGUCCAGUGUAAGAUUUAGCCUACUGAUAGCAUAUUUGUUACAACAAACAUAUUCUCACUGAUCCAUUCAAAAUGCCGCUUUUUUGUCGAUACUUCGAGCAUCGACUACCAGAAAUUGAAGAUGUUGUUAUGGUAAAUGUGAGAUCAAUAGCAGAAAUGGGAGCUUAUGUGCACCUGCUAGAAUACAACAAUAUAGAAGGCAUGAUAUUGCUCAGUGAACUGUCACGUAGAAGAAUCCGAUCAAUCAACAAGUUAAUCAGAGUUGGAAGGAAUGAAUGUGUUGUUGUGAUUCGAGUAGACAAAGACAAAGGCUACAUAGAUUUAUCCAAGAGAAGAGUAUCUCCAGAAGAAGUGAUGAAAUGUGAAGAAAAGUUUGCUAAGGCAAAAGCAGUUAACAGUAUCUUGAGACAUGUUGGUGAACUAUUAAAUUACACCUCAGACUCCCAGUUAGAAGCACUAUACAAAAAGACAGCAUGGCAUUUUGACGCAAAAUAUGGCAAACCUGGUGCAGCUUAUGAGGCUUUCAAACAUGCAGUUGCUAAUCCUGAGGUUUUAGAUGAACUAGAUCUGGAUGAUGAGACAAGAAAAGUUUUAGUAGACAACAUCAAGAGGAGACUCACUCCACAGGCUGUCAAGAUUAGAUGUGAUAUGAAAGUAGCUUGUUACGGAUAUGAAGGAGUUGAUGCUGUGAAAGCUUCACUGAGAAAGGGUCUAGAAAUGACAACAGAAGAAAUGCCUAUCAAAAUAAACCUUAUAGCCCCACCAUUAUAUGUUAUGACUACAACAACGUUAGAAAGAACUGAAGGACUAGCCAAACUAAAUGCAGCACUUAACUCUAUAAAGGAAUGUAUAGAGGAUAGUGGUGGGGUAUUCAAUAUAGAAAUGGCACCCAAGGUGGUAUCAGAUAGUGAUGAGGUUGAAUUAAAGAAACAACUGGAACUUCUAGAAGAGCAGAAUAGGGAGGUUGAAGGUGACGACUCUGCUGAUGAGUAUGAGGAUACUGGUAUGGCUGGACCUAAGGACAUUGUAAAUGAUGAUGAAGACUAGACUGUAUAAUAUGUAGACCAAGCUUGCAGGGUGUGUUAUAAGGAUAUUGGCCCAACUGGUCAAAAUUGAAUUUUCAAUGAUGUGUCAUGUUAUUUUUCUAUGUUGAAAAUCAGCUUGUCCAGAUCAACACAACUGUAACUGGCUUAAGGCCUCUAGGACAGAGCUUACGUCUCCUUCUUAAAUCACACCUUGUGGACUUCUCAUAACAUUCACAAGGUUUUCCUUAUUACAUCUCAAUGUUGAAAAACAUGAUGAUGUGAUGACAUUAUUGAAUUAAAAUUCUUAAAACUUAAACAUUUGAAUUCCCUGAAGCAUUUGGAAUUUUAUGUAGCCUAGUAUUUAUAGAUUAAAUGUAUUAUGUUACUUGUAUAAAGUCUAUGUAAUAGCUGAUGGCGUGUAACAUAGAAAAUCUGAGUUGCAUCUGAAGUUAAUGUUUCUAGUUGGAAGUCUAUGUUUGAAGUCUAAAACAAGAACAGCAAUAUUUGAAAACCAUAAUAUGUUAUCAAUUUAUUGUGUUGAAUUACUGAAAAAGAUUGCUAAGAAGUAAUUAAGUAUCAUGGCCAGAAUCUUUGCAUAUGAAAUAGUUUUAUGAACAUGGAUAUUCAUGGAAAAAAUAAACCAAAAAUAUAUUAUAUGUAGAUACGAUUAUUCUGUCAGUUA
Messenger RNA from Owenia fusiformis, 1823 nucleotides. Lineage: Eukaryota; Metazoa; Annelida; Polychaeta; Sabellida; Oweniidae. The record is from the annotation of a GenBank genome assembly.